CGUAUGCUUUUAAGUAAACUAUCUUAGGUGUGUAAUUGGCCUAUGCACUUCACAAACACGAUGUUGCAAGAAGCUGAUCGUUCUAGAGACAAGUAGCCAGACGUGAAAAGCAACGAUGUCUGCCGCUUCUAAAAAGAAUGACCCAUUCCACUUCGAUGAGAUUUAUAAGCAGGCUGGGCUUGAAGACCUGUUUGUCAAGAAGACGAUGGGAGAGCUUAAACAGAAGCCAUCGGCUGGGCCUGUGCCUUCUUCCUCACCUAUUCGGCCUGCUGCUGCUACAACGGCGCCCAGGGCCCCGCCCAACGCCGUAAACUUCGAUUUGGACUUUUUGACCACAAUAGCAACGUCGGGCGCUGCGUCUCCAAGCCUGUCAAAGCACAGCAGUGCAUCCAACUUGACAGCUUCCGCUGUACAGCAGCAGAACCAAGUGGGUCCUAAGAGUGCGGGCCCCUCUGUAAAGCUCCUGGAUGACCCCUUCGCGCUGUUCGAAGAAGUCCCAGGAGCAGCUGCCCCUCAGAAGCACACAACCCCGACAGCACCGGCAGUACCAGCGGCGAGCGGAGGAGGGAUGCUGCUGGACUUCGAUGACGUUCAUGCCUCCAACCUGAUCUCGCCGACAGCAGCCCCUGCAGCGCUGGCGCAGGCUCAGGCGGCCCCGCCGCCUCCGCCCCAGCAGCCCAUGCGGGUGGCACCUUCUACAGGAUUCCAGAUGGAAAUGCCGGAGCAGCGCCCGCCGCCACCUAACUACUCCGACCACACAGAGCACCAGACGGCACCCCCGGGCUCAGCGGCUGCCAUCCGGCCAGCCCCCGAUGCCGAUGCAAGCGGCGCUGGGAUGUCCAUGGCAUCGCCGCCAGGGGCCCUCACGCGGAAGGAUCAUCCCAGCGGAUAUGCACAGUUCCCUUCAUCCUCCUCUUCUGAAGCUAUAGACUACCGCCAGCAUCGCGCCACCCACGGCCGUGACCAGCCACAGUCCACUCCGCAACAUCACCAAGAUGCUCUCAAGUAUUCCCAGCAGUACGGCUACGCCGUGGCUGAUGGCCUAGAGGCCUCCCAGCCAUCCAACUCAUCGUCAUCGUUUAACUGGAGCCACACGCCCGCCGGCAGCGGUAUCUCUGGUUACCUGAAGGCCUUUGGGAAGAAGGCGGUUCGUGCGGCCAAGGCGGGGCUGGCGCAGCUGGAACACGCGCUGGAGGGACUGGACCACCAGCAGCACUCACAAGGCGGCACACGGCCUGCGUCGGCGUAUGGGGCGGGGCAAGGCCGAAGCGAUGCCGAGGUGGCUGAGAUCAGCAACGACGAGGCGCUGGCCUGGGCCGUGCGGCUGGCGGACCUGCCGCCCCAUGCGCAGCAGCAAGAGCUGUCACACAUGCCACCACCGCUGCGGCGUCGAGUGAUCGAGGUGUUGCGAGAGCAGGACGUUACGUCACAAGGGCAUCACAUCGGAGCGCCGCCGCAGCCACCAGCUUACGGUGAAGCCGUACAGCACCCAGCCGCGCCGCCGCGGCCAGCGCAGCCACAACCUACACCGCCACCGCCGCCGCCGCCAGAAGCAACCGACCUCCUGGGCCUCGGCAGCGGCGAGCUGCCGUCCAACCCCAGUGUAGCCCCCGCCGUCGCGGCCGCCGCGCCAGUCGUCGAUGAUCUGCUGGGUUUCGGCGAUGAGGCCACACCGCCUCGGACCGCCCCUUCCGCCGUACCCUUACCCGCCACUCAGGCUCCGACUGCAACAGCCAUGAGUAACCUCAGUCCUCCCACGAGCCUUAGUGCCACCGCUGUUGCACCGGCACAGCCACCGCCACCACCUUCAGCGGUACACGUUGAUGAUAUUGAUGAUUUCUUCUCUGGAGGAAAAGUUGCACCCGCCGGCCCCAGCAGUAGCGGGGUUGGUGUCGCCAUGCACGCCAGCUCUUCGGCGCCCAACCGUGUUGCGCCCCGGACCGCCGGUGGUGGGAUUACUAUCCCCGCUGCAACCAACAACAAGGGCAGUGCGGGAGAGCUCGCGGACAUGCUGCACGGCAGCGACGAUGAGGGCGGCGCGGAUGUGGACGUGUCGGGGUACGCGGAUCUGUACAAGGGCGAGCAGGGCUCGGCGGAUGAGCCGGAGAUCCGGAGACGGUUGCGGGCGCAGCGUGAGGCGGCCAAGCACGCCAAGAUGAAGGCGGCCCUGGCUGAGAAGCUGGCCAUGGAGGCGGAGGAGGCGGCGAGGAGGGAGCAGCAGGUCACUCUCAAGGACCGGUACAAGGCGGACAUUGAAGCAUGGAAGAACAAGAACAAGGGUAACAUCCGCGGCCUGCUGGGCUCCCUGCAUACGGUGCUGUGGCCCGACAGCGGCUGGGCGCCCGUCAGUGUGGGGGACCUGCUAGAGCCGGGGCAGGUCAAGCGUGUUUACAUGCGUGCCAACCUGCUGGUGCACCCGGACAAGGUGAGACAGCGCAAUGGCUCCGCAGAACAGGUGGCCAUUGCGGAUAUGGUGUUUGAUGUGCUCAAGGACGCUUGGAACGUGUUCAGGUAG
Molecule: messenger RNA, 2515 nt
Organism: Volvox carteri f. nagariensis
Lineage: Eukaryota; Viridiplantae; Chlorophyta; Chlorophyceae; Chlamydomonadales; Volvocaceae
Gene: dnj51
Product: molecular chaperone
Exons: 10
Coding region: 116-2515 (799 amino acids)
Biological process (GO): clathrin coat disassembly; clathrin-dependent endocytosis
Cellular component (GO): vesicle; cytoplasm; intracellular membrane-bounded organelle
Molecular function (GO): clathrin binding
Source: RefSeq, a predicted model, not a curated record